This is a messenger RNA of Anopheles nili, 5172 nucleotides long. Its product is annotated as phospholipid-transporting ATPase ABCA3-like. Gene Ontology annotation, biological process: transmembrane transport; lipid transport. The transcript has 8 exons. The coding region runs from base 1 to 5172 and encodes 1723 amino acids. Lineage: Eukaryota; Metazoa; Arthropoda; Insecta; Diptera; Culicidae. The record is from RefSeq and is a predicted model, not a curated record. Gene Ontology annotation, molecular function: ABC-type transporter activity; ATP hydrolysis activity; ATP binding. Gene Ontology annotation, cellular component: intracellular membrane-bounded organelle; membrane.
AUGGCUACUACGAGCUGGCACAAAUUGGUGCUGCUGUUGUGGAAAAAUUGGAUCAUCCAGAAACGCCACUACGUGCAGACCACAUUCGAAAUCACCAUCCCGGUGUUGGCCUGUUCGCUGCUCAUACUGGUGCGCGGUCUCGUAACGCCUACAGUCUACAGCGAACCGACGACCUUCAACGGCCUCAAUGUACAGAGUUUGGCCAUGAUACGAGAGAUGGUCACCAACCAUCCGAUCAGCUUAAAAAUUGCCUACUCACCGCGAAAUGACGUGCUGGGGCGAAUUGUUGGUAUAGCUGCUCGUAUGCUCGGUACCGAUGUUCUGCACCAGGGAUACAACGACAGCGGCAUCAUGUACAAGGAACUCGUGACGCAUAAUUACCUCGCCGGGUUGGAGUUCGAUGACGAGCUUAAGAAUAUAACGAACCUUCCGGACAGGAUCAAUGUGGCCGUUCGGUUCCCGAGCGAAAUGCGCACGACUCGGUUACCGGGGGCACAGUUUUGGGCCAACUGGCGCACGUUCUUGAUCUUCCCACAAUUUCAGGUGUAUGGUGCGCGCAAUGUGAACGAUAGCGAUGGUGGUUUUCCGGCGAACUAUUACUCUGAAGGGUUCCUAUCCGUUCAGAACGCACUCAGCCGUGCGGUGCUGCAAAUGCGCACUGGUCGAAACGAUUCCUUGCCGCAUGUUGAGCUAAAGCGCUUUCCAUAUCCGCCCUUUUACGACGAUCCGCUCCUGCGGGGAUUAGAAAAUCUCUUUCCGUCAAUCAUCAUGGUUGCUUUUUUCUAUUCGUGUAUCAAUACCGUUAAGUUUAUAACGCUGGAAAAAGAAAUGCAGCUGAAGGAAUCGAUGAAGGUGAUGGGCCUCGACGGGUGGAUACACUGGGUGGCCUGGUUCAUGCGCACUCUUACGCUUCUGACCAUCUCCAUCACACUGAUCACGAUCCUGCUGAGCUGCAAUCUUACCACCAACACGAAAGUGGCCAUUUUUCCGUUCUCCAACCGCUUUUUGAUCUGGUUGUUUCUCUUCGUGUAUGGCAUAACGACGAUCAUGCUGUGCUUCAUGAUUAGUACCUUCUUUUCUAAAGCAAACAUUGCUUCCGGUAUCGCGGGAAUCGUGUGGUUCUACUCACUCACGCCGUUCCAACUGACAUUUGGAAAUUACGACCGGAUGUCGUUGGGCGCAAAGCUCGCUUCCAGCCUGUGGAGCAAUACCGCAAUGGGAUACGGAGUGAUGCUGUUUAUGAAACACGAAGGAACAUCAAUUGGGUUGCAGUGGGAUAACAUCCUUGCUCCCGUCACCGUCGAUGAUCAACUGACGAUGGGACACGUGUUCGCAAUGUUGCUGGUCGAUGCCGCGCUUUAUCUCGCCAUCGCACUGUACGUCGAACAGAUAGCGCCCGGGCAGUUUGGUGUGCCCCGGAAAUGGAAUUUCAUCUGCACUGCGAGCUUCUGGAUGGAGGAGGUUUUCUCUUGUGCACCAUCACACGCCUCGAGAACCGUUCUUACCGAGGAACCGAUCGAAAGAGAAAGACUCAGACCAAGCGGCAAAUACCAGGCAAACCGUGAGGAGGAACCCACCGAUAAACCGGUCGGUAUCAGCAUGGUUGGACUCACGAAAGCGUACAAUGGUCAAUCCCUGUCCACUGCGGCGCUUAAAGGACUCACAGCUAACUUUUUCCGCGACCAAAUAACGGUGCUGCUGGGCCACAACGGGGCAGGAAAGACAACCACGAUGGGCAUACUGACGGGGCUGUAUCCACCGACGACCGGUUACGCGACCAUCGAGGGCCACCAGAUUGGCAGUAAGGCGGUAAACCAGCUACGCAAUACUCUCGGGUUCUGUCCGCAGCACAACGUGCUGUUCAACGAGCUUACCGUGGCGGAACACAUACGGUUCUUCGCCAAACUGAAAGGUAUUCAGCAGGAGGACCACAUCGAGGUGGAAAUUGACCGGUAUGUGCGCGCACUAGAACUCGACCCGAAACGACACGCGCAGUCACACACGUUGUCCGGGGGCAUGAAGCGUAAGCUUUCGCUGGCCAUCGCACUUUGCGGUGGAUCGCAGGUCGUUUUCUGUGACGAACCAACAUCCGGCAUGGAUCCGAGUGCUAGACGGAUGGUGUGGGAUUUGUUGCAGCAAGAAAAAAGCAACCGUACGAUUGUGCUUUCCACGCACUUUAUGGACGAAGCGGAUGUGUUAGGUGAUCGCAUCGCGGUCCUAUGCGAUGGUGAACUGCGAGCAGUCGGGACACCAUUCUUUCUGAAGAAACGCUUUGGGACCGGGUAUCGGCUGGUGUGUGUGAAGAGACCGACUUGUCAGCCGGAUGUUAUUACGGAGCUAUUGCGGCAGUACUUGCCGGAUGUAGCGAUCGAGUCGGAUGUCGAAACGGAGUUAUGCAUUCGACUGCACGAGCAUCAUCGAGCUAUGUUUCAGCCGGCAUUGGAAGAACUAGAACGUAGCAUCGAACGUUGUGGUAUUUCCAGUUACGGCAUUGCUUUUUCCACAUUGGAGGAAGUCUUCAUGCGUUUGGCAAACGAAGAUACUGAAAAGGAUGAGCUGCAGCCCAGCGUAAAUGACGGAUCGAUGGAAAUCCACAAGAAGCACCUGCAAAACGGAACACACGUUCGCUCAGAUCCACCUCCAAUAACGAUAACCGAAACGUACGAACUGCUAACCGGUUGGCAGCUGAUUCGCAGCCAAGUUCAAGCAAUGUUCAGCAAGAAAUGUCUAACCUUCAUGCGCACGUGGAAGAUAUCGCUGCUGCAGGUGUUACUGCCAAUGCUGUUCGUCCUGCUGGUUAUUGCGAUCGUUCGUUUCUUCCCGAACAACGUCGUCCUGCCGCCGCUAGAAAUCACGAUCAAAAGCUACGAGCGCACCAGUACAGUCGUGUCCGCAAAUCCUCGAAACUCGUCGCUUGUGGCCGCCUAUGAAAAGUCGAUCGAUAACGCCCCGGGAACCGGUUCACACAAGUUCAUAGUGACGGAGCGAAAUUUCACUGAAUUUAUCCUUGAAAAGGCGGUGGAAAACAUUCGCGUCGUGGAUAAUACCUUCAUGAUUGGAGCCACCUUCGAUGAGACUAAACGGAAUUUUACUGCCUGGUUCAACAACAAGGCCUACCACACGGCGCCACUUUCCCUUAGCGUGCUUUACAACGCACUUACGCGUACGGUUUGCUCAAACUGCAGCCUCACUGUGACGAACAAACCGCUUCCUUACAGCACACAUGUUCGAUUUUUGCGCACACAAUCGGGAAGCAAUCUAGGUUUCCAGCUUGCCUUCAACACUGGCUUUGCCAUGGCCUUCGUUGGCGCGCUGUACAUCCUGUAUUACGUCCGCGAGCGAGCAUCCGGCUCGAAACUGUUGCAAUUCGUGAGCGGCGUCGAUGCGGUCACGUUUUGGGGCGUAUCCUUUUUGUGGGACUUUGCCGUGUAUUGCGUGGCGAUGGGUCUGUACAUUGGAACGUUGGCCGGCUUUCGCGAGGAAGGUUGGUCCACGCCGGAGGAAUUGGGACGCGUGGCGAUUGUGUUCCUCUGCUUCGGGUUAGCCGUCAUCCCGUUCACCUACGUCGGGGCGUACUGCUUUGACGUGCCGUCCACCGGUUUUAUUAAAAUGUUGAUUUUUAACAUCUUCACUGGAACGGUCAUGUUCACGGCGGUGUUUUUGCUCAAGGUGAAGGACUUUGAUCUUCGGCACGUGGCGGAAACGAUGGAGUGGGUUUACAUGGUUUUCCCGCUUUUUGCCCUUAGCCACAGCCUGAACAAUAUUAAUGUGAUGGAAACCACACGUCAAAUUUGCGAUGCGUACUGUGACGCGAUGCCAUUUUGUACGCCUCAAUUGGCGUGCAAAUUUGAAGAACUUUGCUGUGAUGUGGAAAUAUUUUCCUUUAACGCACGAGGAAUAAACCGCAAUUUGGCUUACCUGCUCGGUGUGGCCAUACUCUCAUUUACGGUGCUGCUUCUCAAAGAGUACCGUGUUCUUUCUGGAAUAAAAUUGCCGACGCAAUUAAGCACCUGGUGGUCUAGCCGACACCGUAGAACAACGGCAACAUGCGAUCAUCUAGCGAACUCUACCACCGUCAGGGAAGAUACGGACAUCAACGAUGAACGCGACCGAGUAGAACAAUUCUACGAGAGCCUGGAGCACCAGAAAACGUCAGGACGUGCCCUGCUAAUGGUGCGGAAUCUAUCGAAAAGAUACGGAAACGCAGCUCCACCAGCAGUCGAUCGGCUUACAUUUGCGGUCGGUGAGCGAGAAUGUUUCGGAUUACUCGGAGUUAACGGUGCCGGAAAAACGUCUACCUUCCGAAUGUUAACUGGUGAUCGUCGCAUAACAUCCGGAGACGCGUGGGUCACUAGCUACCAUCUACGCACGCAGCUGCCUUCAGUGUACCGGAAGAUCGGUUAUUGUCCGCAGUUCGAUGCCCUGCUCGAGGAUCUCAGCGGUCGGGAAACGUUGCGUAUUUUUGCUCGUUUACGGGGCAUCCCCAGCCGGUCGAUCGAAUCACUGGUGGAAAGGUUGGCCGUGGAUCUACACUUUAAGUGUCACUUGGACAAACGCAUUCAAGCGUACAGCGGUGGAACUCGCCGGAAAUUGAGUACUGCGCUCGCGCUGAUCGGUGAUCCGGCAGUGGUUUAUCUAGACGAGCCCACCACCGGCAUGGAUCCAAGUGCGAAGCGCCAUUUCUGGAACGUCAUGUACCGCGUGCGAGCGGAGGGUCGAACCGCCCUCGUCCUUACUUCACACAGUAUGGAGGAAUGUGAAGCUCUCUGCACUCGCCUAGCAAUUAUGGUGAACGGCACGUUCCGGUGCCUCGGUUCGGUGCAGCACUUGAAGAACAAAUUUUCACACGGAUAUUUCCUUACGAUAAAACUGAAGCUAGCUGGCGAUGGCUCGAAGGAUGAAUCUGAAAGGAGCAAGCAAACGAUAAAAUCAUUCAUGCAGGCGACAUUUCCAGCCACCACCAUUGUUGGUGGCGCUGUUCUGAAGGAAGAAUAUCAAAACUACCUCACCUAUCACAUCCAGGACACCGGGCGUCGUUGGUCGGAGAUGUUUGGUACUCUCGAACGAGCACGGGAGCAGUUGCAACUCGAAGAUUACGCACUUGGACAAACGACUCUCGAGCAGGUGUUUCUGGCUCUGACUGCCAAUCAGCAAGCAUGCAACGAACCGUAG